Vicia villosa (hairy vetch) is the source of this 1264-nucleotide messenger RNA. RefSeq names its product probable WRKY transcription factor 40. Gene Ontology annotation, molecular function: sequence-specific DNA binding; DNA-binding transcription factor activity. The transcript has 4 exons. The record is from RefSeq and is a predicted model, not a curated record. Gene Ontology annotation, biological process: regulation of DNA-templated transcription. NCBI's taxonomy places the organism in Eukaryota, Viridiplantae, Streptophyta, Magnoliopsida, Fabales, Fabaceae. The coding region runs from base 164 to 1123 and encodes 319 amino acids.
UUCAACUUCUCUUCUUCCCACCACCAACUGUCUGUUACUAAGUCUUCUCUAGUCUUCUCUAGGCCGCCUCUUCUAUUAUAUAACACAUCUAUUCUUCUCUCACUCCCUUCACUACAAACACUUCAUUUCAUCUUCACCUCUUUUUCUCUUUCAACAAACAAGCAUGGAUUAUGCACCAUGGAUUAACACUUCAUUAGAUCUCAACAUUAACCCUCAGAGACCUCAUCAAGAAGCUCAUAAAAAUGGAAUGGAAAACAAUUUUUUCUCAUUAGGGUUGAGGAUCUCUUCUCCAAAAGAAGAGUCAAGUGAUGUUUUGGUGGAGGAGCUGAAACGAGUGAGUGCAGAAAACAAGAAGCUAACAGGAAUGUUGACAGAGAUGUGUGAGAAUUACAACACACUGAGAAACAACAUGAUGGAAUAUAUGAAGAAGAAUCCAGAAACUAAAGAGGUUAUAACUUCGUCAAAGAAAAGAAAAUCUGAUGAAAUAAGCACUAGCAACAACAAUCUCAUAGGAGUUAACGGAAACAACUCUGAGAGUAGUUCGAGUGAUGAAGAUCAAUCAUGCAAGAAACCACGAGAAUUAGAAACUUGCAUUAAGGCUAAAGUUUCAAGAGUUUAUUUCAAGACCGAACCAUCUGAUUCAAGCCUUAUUGUGAAAGAUGGAUAUCAAUGGAGAAAAUAUGGACAAAAGGUGACAAGAGAUAACCCUUCACCAAGAGCUUAUUUCAAAUGUUCAUUCGCUCCGAGCUGCAUAGUGAAGAAGAAAGUGCAAAGGAGUGUGGAUGAUCCAUCGGUUACAGUUGCAACAUACGAAGGAGAACACAAUCAUCCUUAUCCAUCUCAGAUGGAGCCGACAAAUAAUCGUUGUAGGAAUCAGACGAACUCGGCAGUAACAGCUUCUUCGGGUCCUGCUGCACCAAGUACAACAGUUACACUUGAUUGGACAAAGAAACCUAAGUGUAGCAAUGAUUCUUCUCCUAAGAAUGUGAUGAUAAAUGGUAAUUCCAAAAUGGAAAUACCUCAGAUUUUGGUGGAACAAAUGGCGAAUUCGUUGACCAAAGAUGUUAAGUUUAGAGCAGCACUUGCAGCUGCUAUAUCAGGACAAAUGUUGCACCAGAAUUAAACUCGUUGUUAAGUGUAGUAUAGAAUCGUUUUAUAUGUAAAUAGAGCAUAGAGAAUUUCUCAUUUUGAUCAAUUAAGUAGGAAAGGAAAAGCAUUUCCAAUUGAAUUAAGAUUAUGUGUAAGUCUUUAAUGUUCUUCUGCA